Antrostomus carolinensis (chuck-will's-widow) is the source of this 1152-nucleotide messenger RNA. RefSeq names its product kinesin-like protein KIF3C. The annotation marks the transcript as partial. Gene Ontology annotation, biological process: mitotic cell cycle; microtubule-based movement. The record is from RefSeq and is a predicted model, not a curated record. Gene Ontology annotation, cellular component: microtubule. NCBI's taxonomy places the organism in Eukaryota, Metazoa, Chordata, Aves, Caprimulgiformes, Caprimulgidae. Gene Ontology annotation, molecular function: microtubule motor activity; microtubule binding; ATP binding. The transcript has a single exon.
CUGCAGGGUUUUAACGGCACCAUCUUCGCUUACGGUCAAACCGGAACCGGGAAAACCUACACCAUGCAGGGAGCUUGGGCGGAGCCGGAGAGACGGGGCAUCAUCCCCAUCUCCUUCGAGCACAUCUUCACCCACAUCUCCCGCUCCCACAACCAGCAGUACCUGGUCAGGUUUUUUUAGAUCUACCAAGAGGAGAUCAGGGAUCUUCUGGCCAAGGAUCAAAACAAGAAGCUGGAGCUGAAGGAGAACCCCGAGACCGGGGUGUACAUCAAGGACCUCUCCUCCUUCGUCACCAAGAACGUCAAGGAGAUUGAGCACGUGAUGAACCUGGGGAGCCAGACGAGGUCGGUGGGCAGCACCAACAUGAACGAGCACAGCUCCCGCUCUCACGCCAUCUUCCUCAUCACCGUGGAGUGCAGCGAGACGGGGCCGGAUGGUGAGGAGCACAUCCGCGUGGGGAAACUCAACCUGGUGGACCUGGCCGGUAGCGAACGCCAAAGCAAAAUGGGGGGGACCCAUGGAGAGCGUCCCAAGGAAGCUUCCAAGAUCAACCUCUCCCCCCCCGCCCGGGGCAACGUCAUCUCCGCCCUCGUAGAUGGCAAGAGCACCCACAUCCCCUACCGGGACUCCAAGCUGACCCGCCUGCUCCAGGACUCCCUUGGUGGCAACGCCAAGACAAUCAUGGUGGCCACCUUGGGCCCGGCCUCUCACAGCUACGACGAGAGCCUCUCCACCCUCAGGUUUGCCAACAGAGCCAAGAACAUCAAGAACAAGCCCCGGGUGAACGAGGACCCCAAGGACACCUUGCUGAGGGAGUUCCAGGAGGAGAUUGUCCGGCUGAAAGCCCAGCUGGAGAAACGUGGCAUGCUGGGGAAGAAGAGGAGAAGGAGCAGCAGGAGGAAGAAAACGGUGGAUGGAGAAAGCGCCACGGAGAAUGAAGGGGAGGAUGACAAUGAGGAUGGCCUGGAGAAGAACAUGGAGAAUUACUUGAAGGAGCAGAAGGAGAGGCUGGAAGAGGAGAAAGCUGCUAUCCAGGAUGACCACAGCCUGGUGAGUGAGGAGAAACAGAAGCUGCUGCAGGAGAAGGAGAAGAUGAUAGAGGAUCUACGGAAAGAGCAGGAGGCCACGGAGCUGCUGGCCACCAAGUACAAG